AUGCCUGAUAGUGAACCAAUUCGUCGUUUUGUACCCCUACCUACUCAAUUUCUACAGGAAGAAGAACCAAGUGAAGAUGAUGAUAAUGGUGAUGUUGAUGAGCAGGAUUUUCAGUACCAUCAGCAUUCAUCUCAUUUCCAGCAUUCUCCUUCUUGCAUGCCUUCUGAUCAUUCGAAGCAGACAUUUACUUCUACAAGAGGCAUUCCAUCAAAUACAUUCUAUGGCACUUCUCAGCGAAAUAGUUAUGGGCAAGUUCCAAAUGAAAUUGCUUCAGCACACAGACAACGAAACUUUCCAAGUCGGUCUUUUGCAGAUGUUGAUGACGCAUCUGAAGAUUCUUACCACUACAGAGAAGUAUUCGAUGAUCCACAUCAGCUGAUACCCAGUUAUCACGAGUAUUCAAUUACAAGCUCGCCAACAGAAAUUUCUGGUGGAAUGCCGGAAUAUUUUGUGUCCAGGGGGGCAUCAUCUGUAAUACGUCCUGGUAGUUUGGGAUAUGGAAGUCAAACAGAUCAACAAGGAGAAACAACUUUUUAUGAAUCUCAGCAAAGAUUGCAAGAACCAAAAGUUAUAUCUAAUGAAAGCAAUAGGUAUACUGUUGUUGGACAUACAGUGGAAGGUCAACCAAUAUACGCUUUACAAUCUGUGCGACCAAGAAGUUCGAAAUUGCAGCAGAGAUCACUAUAUCGUGUUGUGGAAAGUAGUACACAACCACGUUAUGUCUUCUUACGUCAGCCAAUCUCGUCUACGUCUCGACCACUUCGAGAUGGUCCUGAAAGCAGCUCAUGCAGUGAAAAUUAUCGUGCUGUAGCACGUGAAAUCGUCGCAAGAGCUCUUGAGGAAAAACGUCAUAAGCAGCAUUAUUUGCAAGAUGGACAACCGUCAUCUUCAGGCACCAGUAGUAGUAUUCCAAAAACAAAAAGAAAAACAGUGGUAUCAGAAGAUGAAGGAACAGGCAAAAUAAGUGAUUCGACAGUGGCUGCGCAGGUUGCUGCUAUCCAACGCUUUAGUACGCCUCUUGGAUGGAAACAAAUGGGAUCAUGGUUGAAAGCUGCAGAAGCUAGUGAAGACUGGAAUCGUUUGAAAUUAUUAUUAAGUCAAUGUGCACAAGCGAACCUGACGUUGGAUUUACUGCAGUCAAACGAUACUCCAAGAUUUGUACGAAAAUUGUCUAAAACAUGUCCUGAUCAAGAUGUACGUAAAGUAUCGGGUGAUUUAGUAUUACGGUGGAAACGCUUGAUAGCCACACCGCCACCGCAAUCAUCAGAAGGAACAAAAAAAGUUGGGUCUGCAAAACGAAAAACACCUCAUCCGGUGUCUGUUAGUGCAAAUAAAAUUAAAAAAAAAGAGAAGCAAGACAUUUCAAAGAAUGUAGAAGAAGAGGUAGAAUCAGAGGGAAGUGAAGUUUCCGGGAGCAAAGUAGAGACCAAAAAUAAGUCAUUAAAUAGUGAAUGUUCAGAACAGCUGGAUCGAGCGUCCACUAGUGUGAACAAACCUGUGAAAAUUUCGUCUCUUAAAAUUGUCACUAACAAAGUAAACAAAGCAGAAAAGUCAAGUGAAAGCGCCAAAGUUGUAUCUGAAAAGUUAAAUGAAUUCAACAUGUUCGAGAAGCUGGGUGAAGGGAGGAAAGAAAAAAAACCACGUCCGAAAACAGCCAAAACUUAUACUUCGAAAUUCCGUUCAACAGGAUUAGAGGGAGACGAUGAUGUUGCUUCUACAAAAAAUUCUACUAAUAAAGCACCGUUAGUCAAGAAGAAGGGUAGUCUACCAAGUAAAGGAUUAUUAGAUGCCAAGAAGCGUACUGCCAUGCCACCAAAUGUAUCCAAAGUACUGACAAAUAUUAUUCCAUCAAGUGCUCCUGUUACAUCUUCAGCUUUACCUGAAAAGAAGUCCAUGACAACUACUCCUGCAAGAGUUAUGAUGAGCAAUACAUUUAUGGAUGCUUUAAUGGACCCUGGAAAUAAGAAAACACCCUCCAAACAAGCUAAAAAACGGCUACCGCCUAGUGCGAAACCACCAACUUCCGUUAUGCCUAGUGUAAUGGAGGGGUUAUAUAGUGAUACAUCGAAAUCGCUGAAUAAAGACAAUAAAGAAAAGCAAGAUGAAGAAGUGAGUGAAAAGAAUGACGUAGUAGAAGAGCCAGAUAUUGUAUUGAGUAGUAAUCGGAAGAUACGGUUUGCUGAUGAACAUGGACAGGAACUCGUUGAAAUCAGAUAUUUUGAAGUAGAGGAAGGAGAAAGACUGAAUGUCAGUAAAUUAUCGUCUGAAGACAUGAAGCAUUUGGAAAUGCAACGUGAACGAACAUUUAUGAAAGAACAAAGAAGUUUACAUACAACUGAGUUUGGAUUCAAUUCUAAUCGUAUAGAAGGAACCACUCACAUUUUGUGGAAGCUAAUACCGCUUGACAAUGCUGUCUGCUUCGAAGGUCGAGGCUCUCUAAGUGAAGCAAAAAAAAUCGAAGAAGAACGACAAAAAACUGUCAUGAUGCCAUUUUAUGACCCUUCUUUAUGUGCUGAAUUGGCCGAAGCAGAACCUGAUUUAUCGGUUGAAGCAAUAUUGCCACCACUUGAAAUACCAUUAGAACCUGAAUCAACAGAUGAUGAUCAAAUUGAGGAUGUUACUCAAGCUGUCUUGAAUGCCACUAUCUCCACUGGGAUAUUACCAGACCAAAGUCAAGAGGAUAUGAAAGAAAUAGAUGUUCAAAAAUUGAUGAGUGAAUUGAAAAAAAAAGGUCUUGUUGGUUCGAGCUGUGAUUUAGCCAACAUUCUGAAUAAAGUACCUUCAGCUCCUACUACCACUACUGAAAUAACAGCAUCAUCUCUGGACUGUUCUAUGUCUGCGAUUAAUACAACUACUACUGCAACAUAUGCUCAAUUGACAGUGCAUCCAAAUAUGCCUAACAUGUCUUUACCGCCUCCUCGUUUUGCUCAAGGGCUUCCAAUGCCACCCAUGUUAGCGAAUGGUCAGUUUAUGUUACCAAUUCAACCUCAGCAACCACUUUUGAAUGGACCAGUUCCUGCAGGUGUGACGCCGACAGUUGGUGUAGAUUUAACUAUUCAUAGUGGUCCAUCUACAUCGGAAGCGCCGUCUUAUGGUACUUGUGGGCGUCCACAUCUUGUUGCAUCUAAAGCUUAUUUUUUAGCAAUCAAACAAUGCACGUUCUACCAGUCUGGUACAUGCAGUUAUGGUUUCCGAUGUAGAUUUGCACAUGGAGAUGAACCAACUGCAGGUACUCAAAGUUAUGGAUAUGGCGAUGAACGAGGAAAAGGAUUCAGACGGGGUAACUCAUCAUUUAGGGGUAUUCCCCCUCGUCGUGGUGUAGCUGAUGGAGGAUAUAGACGCGGGCGUGGAAAUUCUUCGUUCACUCGAAGAGGUUUUUAUGAUCGCGAUCGUGAUAGAGGUCGUGAUAGAGAUCGAGAAUGUGAUCAUGACCGUCGUCUUUAUGAUCGCUAUCAAAGACGACGCAGAAGAAGUUGGUCGAGAUCGAAAAGUAGAAGCAGAUCAAGAUCGAAAUCUCCAACUCCUUUAGAAAGACGUGCUUUUUCUCCUGAUAACCGUAAAUAUGGUGGAACGCGUGAGUUUGAUCAGGAAGAGCGUUUUGAAAAACGAUAUAGGAGUGAUGAUAGGGAACGGGAAGAUGAGCGCAUUGUUUCUGUACAGAAUCGAUUGGGUGAUGAGAAACUAUUGCUCUCAAGCCAAAAUUUUCCCGGAGGACAGUAUAGAAUGAAGGAAACAGAUGGUUUUAAAAGUUUAACAAAGGAUGAAUCAGUGAUGAAUAUUGAACAACAGAAGUUACCUCCAGGAGAUUCACUAACAAUUUUGAAACUAGGGGGGGUUCAGGAGCCUGCUUCUGAUUCUCCUGCUAGUCCAACCGAAGAUUAA
Messenger RNA from Thelazia callipaeda (thelaziosis nematode), 3882 nucleotides. The record is from the annotation of a GenBank genome assembly. NCBI's taxonomy places the organism in Eukaryota, Metazoa, Nematoda, Chromadorea, Rhabditida, Thelaziidae.